AUGGUGGUUCUCCUUUCCGUCCGCGCCGCCCUGCCUCCUUGGUCUCACCUCCGCGCUUGCCGACGUCCAGAAACAGUAGGCUCCCCAGCAGCUGAGGCACCUGCAUGCCCGACUGCCACAGCUGCGCGUGGCCAUCGGCGCGUUCAAACACCGAGCACGAGUUCUGCACGGACAUGGACAGAGACAGACACGCCCUUCAUGGACAAGAGCCCCCACCGCCGGGACAGCGCCGGCGGCCGGCUGAAGCAGCGGCUGGCGCGGAUCCUCACGCGCUCCACCUGCACCACGUCCGCCACUGCCGCCGCCGGCUCGGGCGGCGGCACGGCCUUCGUCAGCCUCGCCAAGACCAACACCCACUCCUCCCACACGCGGGAGCCGGAAGCCCCGUACUUCUGCACGCCCUGCACCUACGAGCGGCCCAAGGCCGUCGACGGCGGCACCCGCUCGCGCCGCCGCCGCCGCCGCAGCCGCAGCGCGUCGCUCAUACACAUCUCCGUGGACUGCACGGGCGGCGCCGGGGCCGUCUCCGGCCACUCCGACGCGCCGCUUCUGCAGCACCUGUUGUCGGUGCCGGCGAGGGACGUCGUCAAGAAGCAAAGCAAGGGCGGCAGGGGCAGGAGCAAGCCGGCGCCGCGGUCUCCGUCGGCGUCGAGGUGGCGCUGCUCGUCGCCGUCCUCCUACUGGGGCCGCGCGCGGCGGCCCAGCAGCACGCCCACGCCGUACAGCUGGUCCUCGUCGUCGUCCUCCACCGCAACGGACGACGAGCUCGCGCCGUUCAGCGGCAGCGGCGGCUGCAGCGACGAGGAGGGCGGCGAUGAGGCCGAGACGAGGACGCUCUUCUCGUCUUCUCGUCCGACUCCACGUCCGAGUUCUACCACACCAUCACCAACGGCGGCGGCGGCGGCGGCAACACCAGGACCAGGAGGAACGAAGCAGCAGCACAGGGAAUGCAACAACGAGAGGAACAAGGAAGAGAAGGGUCUCAACGUCGGGAAGCUGAUGAUGACGGGCGCGGCGGCCGCGGAGGAGACAACCGCCGGCGGCGCGGGCAUGGCAGUGGUGAAGUGUUCGAGCAACCCGUACUUGGACUUCCGUAGUUCGAUGGUGGAGAUGGUGGUGGAGCGGCGCAUCGGCAGCGUGGCGAAGAUGGAAGAGCUCCUGGGGUCCUACCUCUCGCUCAACUCGCCGCGCCACCACCCGGCCAUGAGACAGCGCCGCUGCGACGACGCCCGCCGCCAGGACUGGAGCGUGGAUGUGAGGUCGAGGCGGGGCGGCGCCGAUGAGGAGGUGAGCUCCGUGAAAAUUACAGUCGGGAAGGGGCCUCGCCGGAGCUCCGCAGCAGCCAUGGCAGGGCGGAGCUCCCGCGCGACCAUGGUGGGGCGGAGCUCCAGGUGCACGCGCGCCGGCACCUAA
Messenger RNA from Miscanthus lutarioriparius, 1413 nucleotides. Lineage: Eukaryota; Viridiplantae; Streptophyta; Magnoliopsida; Poales; Poaceae. The record is from the annotation of a GenBank genome assembly.